Acanthamoeba castellanii str. Neff is the source of this 357-nucleotide messenger RNA. RefSeq lists its product as uncharacterized. The record is from RefSeq and is a predicted model, not a curated record. Gene Ontology annotation, biological process: pyruvate import into mitochondria. Lineage: Eukaryota; Discosea; Longamoebia; Acanthamoebidae. The transcript has 5 exons. Gene Ontology annotation, cellular component: mitochondrial inner membrane. The coding region runs from base 1 to 357 and encodes 118 amino acids.
AUGGCCUCGAAUCAAGUGAUGAGCCCCGCCCGCAGGAAGUGGACCCAGUUUGUUGGCACCGUCGGCGCUCUUGCCAACUGGGGCAUCCCGCUUGCGGCUAUUUCGAACAUCUACAACCAGCAGGACCCCAAGAAGAUCGAUCCUCGCAUGACCUCUGCGCUGGUGUUCUACAGCUUCCUGUUCAUGAGGUGGUCGCUGGCCAUCACGCCCGCCAACUACCACUGCUGGUCUGCCAUGCCUCCAACGAGGUUGUCCAGCUCGUCCAGCUCGGCCGCUGGGCCAACGCGUACACCCACCCGCCUUCCUGCCCUGCCUACGUGGGGUGGGGAGAAGAAGGACGAGGUCAAGGCCGAAUAA